Hippocampus comes (tiger tail seahorse) is the source of this 2066-nucleotide messenger RNA. RefSeq names its product short chain dehydrogenase/reductase family 42E, member 1 (gene sdr42e1). Gene Ontology annotation, biological process: steroid biosynthetic process. Lineage: Eukaryota; Metazoa; Chordata; Actinopteri; Syngnathiformes; Syngnathidae. The record is from RefSeq and is a predicted model, not a curated record. The transcript is spliced from 3 exons. The coding region runs from base 223 to 1383 and encodes 386 amino acids. Gene Ontology annotation, molecular function: oxidoreductase activity, acting on the CH-OH group of donors, NAD or NADP as acceptor.
UUUAAAUCCUUGUGUUUUAUCAUUGUUUGUUCCAGCUCUCGUAUAUUGUGCCAUAUUAUUGUUUGACAUCAAAUACUUUUUUUGCUUAAAAAUUAUAAAUAUGAAAUAUAAAGCUGGACCAAAGCGGGUUUGUUAUCGCCACCCCCAGUAAAUUACGCCUCAGCGGAAGACGUAGCGUAGCCACUACCUCUCAGCAGACCGGCUUUACAUUAGUGGCUCGUGAUGGAAACUGCACGCGCGGAAACAUGCUUGAUAACAGGAGGAUGUGGAUACUUCGGCUAUCGCUUGGCAGCCCACCUGCAUAAAAACGGAGCCAAAGUCAUCCUGUUUGACCUCAUCCCUCUGAAAGGUGUCAUGCUGGAGGGAAUUAAGUUUGUCCAAGGAGAUAUUCGCAACUAUGCGCAAGUGGUGAGUGCCGUUUCGGGCGUUGACUGCGUGUUCCACGUAGCGUCCUACGGCAUGUCCGGCAGGGAGCAGCUGAAGCGGCUUCGCAUCGAAGAGGUGAAUGUGGACGGGACCCGGAACAUCUUGGACGCAUGCAUUCAGUGUGGCGUACCGCGGCUCGUCUACACCAGCACUUUUAACGUGGUCUUUGGAGGGCAGGAGAUCCGAAAUGGAGACGAGAACCUCCCGUACCUGCCGCUCGAUCUCCACCCGGACCACUAUUCCCGGACUAAGUCCAUAGCGGAGAUGGCUGUCCUCAAAGCUAACGGAACGGCACUGAAGGGCGGUUCCGGGGUGCUGAGGACAUGCGCUUUGCGCCCGGCCGGAAUCUACGGGCCCGGGGAGCAGCGGCACCUCCCCAGGAUUGUGGGGUACAUCGAGAAAGGGAUCUUCAGGUUCGUCUACGGGAAAGCAAACAGUUUGGUGGAAUUUGUCCACGUGGACAAUCUGGUGUCGGCGCACGCGCUCGCAGCUGCAGCCCUGACUGACCAGAAGCAUCACCGCGCCGCCGGCCAGGCCUACUUCAUUUCCGACAGCCGUCCUGUCAACAACUUUGAGUUCUUCAGGCCCCUGGUGGAAGGUUUGGGGUACCCUUUUCCAACGCUGCGCCUCCCCCUCACCUUGGUUUACUUCGCUGCCUUCCUCAUUGAAACAGUCCACCGCCUGGUGGCACCACUCUACGAUUUCCAGCCACUACUGACCCGCACUGAGGUCUACAAGACGGGCGUGACGCACUACUUCAGUACGGCCAAGGCCCAGUCCCAUCUGGGGUUCCGGCCCAAGGAGUAUGACCUGGAUGAAGUGGUCCAGUGGUUCCGGAGCAGGGGGCAUGUGAAGAAAUGGCAAAGCUCCGGCGCCAGUCGGCUGGUGGUGAACCUUCUGGUUGUUGCUGCUUUUAUGACCGCGUUGCUCUCUUUUUUACCAGUUGCUGGCAGCUGAUGGUCUUAAAGUAUGUCAUAGAAUUUCAAAGCACAUAUAAGGUGCAUUUUUCUCACCAUUUAAUGCAGUUCUCAGGUGUUUGAAUAAUAUUUCAGAUUUUUUUUUUUUUUAUAGUAAACCUCCGCUGUUCAUGGGGAAGCAGGACCGAGCCCUGCCACAAAUUGCUAAAAAAAAAUCAUAUUUUAUGCACCCCUAAAUGUGUAGAAUUUCCUGUAUUAUUUAAAACAUAAUAUACCUUAUACCACAACUAUGAUUCCGCAGUUUAAAAUUUCAAACUCAUUUUAUAGCAUUACCCUUAAAAAAAAAAAAUAAUGGCUUCCAGAUUUUUCGGGGAAAAAAUGCACCAGCAGUGUGUGUACAGUAAGUUAUAAACUGUCUCGACACCCAUGAUAUUAAAAAAAAAAAGAAAUGUCUUGAUCUCAAUCGUUUUAGAGUUUGUACAGCUCAAUUGGGGAAAAAAAAAAUAUUUAAGCGGGGAUGUAUUAGAGGAAAAAAAGAUAGUUGCACGUGUGUGUGCACAUCUUAUGAUGGGUGCUCUCCACAUACUCCAGCUACCUCUCUCAUUCCCAAGAAAAUCAUGCAUGAUAUGUCAAUCAUAGACUGCAAAUUGUCUUGUAUUAAAUGCCCCAAUGAACCUUUUGUUUUUCAAACUAAGAACCUUUGAAUAAAACUCAUUCAUUCAU